AUGAAUUUUGUUACACCAAAAAAACGUCAAGAAUGGUUAGGUCAAGCAGAAGAUUAUGCUGAUAUAUUUCUUCAAAAAACGAAAUAUAUAUUACCACAUUUAGCCCGAUUAUGUUUAAUAUCAACAUUUAUUGAAGAUGGUAUUCGUAUGUGGAUGCAAUGGGGUCAACAAAGAGAAUAUAUUAUGAGUUCUUGGAAUGUUGGAUGGUUUAUUGGUACACUUUUUGUUAUUACUAAUCUUGUCGGUCAAUUAGCACCAUGCGGCAUGAUUUUAGCAAGAAAGAAAACUGACAUUGCAUGCGGAAUACUUGUUUUUAUAAUUGCACUUCAAUCGCUUGCAUAUCGAAUUAUAUGGGAACCUCGUUUCUUACUUAGAUCUUGUUCACUUGUUGGUGGUUUAAUUCUUUUAAUGGUUGAAAAUCGUAAAGAAGCACGUAGUUUAUUCGCCGGUGUACCAACAAUGCAGAAUAAUGCUCCAAAAAAUUAUAUGCAAUUAGCUGGUCGUAUAUUACUCGUUAUUAUGUUUUUAACUAUUGUUCGUUAUGAUUUUACAAUUGUUUCAACGAUUCAAAAUAUAAUCGGUGGUAUUUGUAUUUUAUUUGUUGCAAUUGGUUUUAAAACAAAAUUAUCAGCUUUAUUUCUUGUUAUAUUUUUAUCAAUGGCUAAUGUAUAUGCAAAUUGUUUUUGGAAUGUACAUGAACAUCGUGCAUUACAUGACUUUUUAAAAUAUGAUUUCUUUCAAACAAUGUCGGUUAUUGGUGGUCUUUUAUUUGUUGUUGCACUUGGUCCCGGUGGUGUAUCAGUUGAUGCAAGAAAGAAAGAAUGGUGA
Molecule: messenger RNA, 828 nt
Organism: Adineta steineri
Lineage: Eukaryota; Metazoa; Rotifera; Eurotatoria; Adinetida; Adinetidae
Source: the annotation of a GenBank genome assembly